GCGCGCCCCCCAGGGUCUCCGGCCGGAUCCCGCCCCCAGCCCGUGCCCUAGAGCUCAGGACCGCUGGCCCAGGCGCCGGGGAGUGACUCAGCGCGGGGAGGGUGGCGACUUGCUGGGGCUGGAGAUUCGAACUGUUCAGGGCCUUGAAUGCCGGGAUGAGUGGAGAGAACGAGUGCCUUCGGAGCUGGUCCUGGGGCUGAGCUGGGGACACCAAGAUGCCUGGUGAACAGCAGACAGAGGAGGAGGAAGAGGAAGAGAUGCAAGAGGAGAUGGUGCUCUUGGUGAAGGGUGAGGAAGAUGAGGGUGAGGAGAAGUAUGAAGUGGUGAAACUCAAGAUCCCCAUGGACAACAAAGAGGUCCAGAAGGAGGCGCCCGCGCCGUCUGCCGACCCGGCGCGCCCGCACGCGUGCCCGGACUGCGGCCGCGCCUUCGCGCGCCGCUCCACGCUGGCCAAGCACGCACGCACGCACACGGGCGAGCGGCCCUUCGCGUGCACCGAGUGCGGUCGGCGCUUCUCGCAGAAGUCGGCGCUGACCAAACACGGCCGCACGCACACGGGCGAGCGGCCCUACGAGUGCCCCGAGUGCGACAAGCGCUUCUCGGCCGCCUCGAACCUGCGGCAGCACCGGCGGCGCCACACGGGCGAGAAGCCGUACGCAUGCGCGCACUGCGGCCGCCGCUUCGCGCAGAGCUCCAACUACGCACAGCACCUGCGCGUGCACACGGGCGAGAAGCCGUACGCGUGCCCGGACUGCGGACGCGCCUUCGGCGGCAGCUCGUGCCUGGCGCGCCACCGACGCACGCACACGGGCGAGAGGCCGUACGCAUGCGCCGACUGCGGCACGCGCUUCGCGCAGAGUUCGGCGCUGGCCAAGCACCGACGCGUGCACACGGGCGAGAAGCCGCACCGCUGCGCCGUGUGCGGCCGCCGCUUCGGCCACCGCUCCAACCUGGCGGAGCAUGCGCGCACGCACACGGGCGAGCGGCCCUACCCGUGCUCCGAGUGCGGCCGGCGCUUCCGCCUCAGUUCGCAUUUCAUCCGCCACCGUCGCGCGCACAUGCGGCGCCGUCUCUAUAUCUGCGCCGGCUGCGGCCGGGACUUCAAGCUACCGCCUGGCUCCACGGCCACCACUGCCACCGAGCGCUGCCCAGACUGCGAGGGCAGCUGAGCCGCCGUUCUUGUCGCCGCGGGGCCGCAAGCGUCCGGCUGGGGUGGGGGAUUGGCGUGCACGCUGGGCCCCCCAUCUGGGCCUGCGUUAACCUGGCCCUCCAUCCCGGGCUGGGAAAGGGUGGGAUGGCAGGCCUGGCUGCCUUGGAACUAGGAGGCAGGGAGAAUCCCCUAACUGGGAACCCUGGAAACAGUACCCACUCCCCGCUCACUACAAUCCCUUGACCCGUGUUAGUGAAUAAAGUAUUAUAUCUUCGCCCCA
Molecule: messenger RNA, 1430 nt
Organism: Canis lupus familiaris (dog)
Lineage: Eukaryota; Metazoa; Chordata; Mammalia; Carnivora; Canidae
Gene: ZNF771
Product: zinc finger protein 771
Exons: 3
Coding region: 216-1169 (317 amino acids)
Biological process (GO): regulation of transcription by RNA polymerase II
Cellular component (GO): nucleus
Molecular function (GO): RNA polymerase II cis-regulatory region sequence-specific DNA binding; DNA-binding transcription factor activity, RNA polymerase II-specific
Source: RefSeq, a predicted model, not a curated record